AUGGAAAUGCGCAAAAAGUCCUUGCUCAUUGGCAUCAAUUACCUCGGCAGCGACCACCAGCUCAAUGGCUGUCACAAGGAUGUCGAAAACAUGGCCGAGUUCCUCAGCUACCGCGGCUACUCGUCCGAUCCCCGGUCCCAACUGACCCCCCGACAGGCUGCCAUCGACUGGCUCGUCAGCGAGCCCGGCACCUGCAACUUCUUCCACUACUCGGGCCACGGCGGACAGGUCCAAGACCCGACCGGUCAGCGCCCCUCGGGCAUCCUCGACACCAUCUGCCCCGUGGACUUUGAGGAGCGCGGGCAGCUCGACUCGGACACGCUGCACCAGCACCUGGUCUCGCGCAUGCCCCCCAACAGCACGCUCUUCGCCAUCCUCGACUGCUGCCACUCGGGCUCCGCGCUCGAGCUGCCGUACGUGUACCGCACCGACGACGAGGGCAACGUCAGCCUGCUCGACAACAUCCGGCAGGGCGUGCGGCUGAUGGGCGAGGCGUCGGACCUGCUGCGCGGCGGCUUCAGCUUCGACAAGCUGGCCGAGGCGCAGGACCUGUACGCGGGCGCGACGUCCUUCUUCCGGUCCUUCCGGCACAUGGGCGAGGAGCGGCAGGAGGCGGGGCUGGGCGAGGACGAGGACAGCAGGAUGUACCAGCAGGAGCACAAGAUGGUGACCAUGUUCUCGGGAUGCCGCGACGACCAGACGAGCGCGGACGCCAACAUUGGCGGCGUCAGCGAGGGGGCCAUGUCGUGGGCGUUCUUGCAGGUCAUGAGGCGGUUCCAGAACCCGAGCUUCUUGCAGGCAAGUUUGAACCCGACCCGUGCCGUCCAGGAUCCGAAAGGCUAA
Messenger RNA from Cordyceps fumosorosea ARSEF 2679, 843 nucleotides. Its product is annotated as metacaspase. The record is from RefSeq and is a predicted model, not a curated record. Gene Ontology annotation, biological process: proteolysis. The transcript is spliced from 2 exons. NCBI's taxonomy places the organism in Eukaryota, Fungi, Ascomycota, Sordariomycetes, Hypocreales, Cordycipitaceae. Bases 1 to 843 code for a protein of 280 amino acids. Gene Ontology annotation, molecular function: cysteine-type endopeptidase activity.